CUCCCAGUCUCAGCUGUUCGUUGUGUCAGGAGUGAUUCGAAAAGAGGAGAGAUGUUCUGUGAAUUUUGAUAUCAAGAUGAUUUACGGAGUGAAUGAAUAACAGUCCCGUUCCGUAGCUUCUGUAUAGAGACGGAUAUCGGAGAAUCAAUCCAGGCAUGGCUUUCAUGAACCCGAAAGCCUUGUUCACAAACUUCGACGGCGCACGAUAUUUCUCUAAAGUGGAUGAGCCGGAAAGAUGUGCAUCGCGCUUGAGUUACUCCCCAUCUCAGAAUAUCCUAGCUGUCGUGACUCUCGAUGGAGCGGUCGAGAUUUUUACUGGAAGAAACACCACGCCGGAAAACGAUUUGCAAUCAUUCAAACCUUACGCGAAGAUCUCGUUGCCUGACGAUGAGGCCACCUGCGUUUACCUGCUGACAGUUACGUCGAAAAAAUCUUCAAUCAUUGGGGGGAGUUGGUGCAGCGUAGUGGUGGGCACGAAAUGUGGCAAUGUCCUCUUCCACAACGAAGAAGGCCUCUUAUUGAUACGCCAAGCUUUAUUUGGCCAGCCUGUUUCGAGUGUGUGCGCCUCGAUCAGCGCUCACCUGCAGGGAUACGUGUACGCUUCAUCAGCUUCGUCGAUCGAUGUCGUGGUAUACGGGGAACUCGUCCCAGAGCUCGAGAGUCAUUUGAAUUCGGCGCUCCUAUCUCCGAGCAAGGCCAACGUUCAAGUGCCAUUGAACUGGAAAAAUCUCCGUCUACAGCAAGUCAAGAACACGCAACAAAUUUCUCUGACACAUCAUGGGAGUCCUGAGUGUUAUUUUGAUCUCCUGGAAAGGUGCACCAUCGACCGACAUUCCGUCCGUGGGGAGCUGUCGAACGCCAUAAACCUCCAGGUCUCCAGCGUGGGCGCGGAUCCAUUCUACAACCUGACCGUUAGCAGGGAAGUUAGCCAAACGAAUCUCGUGUCUGACAUCGCGGUAGCGGUCGCGAAUAAGUUCACCCGGAUGCUAUCUGACAAUGUCCCUUUCUGGGGAUCUAAGUCAAACGCUCCCACCGAAGCUGAGCUCGCGCCGAAGAUUUCUAAUCUCAAUGUUCUGCAUCAGCAUGGCAUUUUCGAUCGAGACCGUUUGGGCACGAGUAUGUGCGUUUCUCCUAGCAAACGAUUCAUCGCCCUGGUCGACAGCCUUGCGAGGGUGGUCCUCAUGGAUGCUGGGAAAGGUACUCCACUGUACGUCAUGAAAGGAUACCGUAAAGCUCAGCUCGGUUGGAUCACAUCGAGCUCUCUCGAUGGUUCUGGCCGCACCUUGGAGCUUCUUGUGAUUUACUGCGCCAAAUCCAUGCAGCUGGAGUUAUGGAAUACGCGAAAGGCGACCAGAGUGACGGCAUUUAGCGCACCAGGGGGCGCGGGUUUCCUCGUCUACGAUUCGGGGAGCAUCGCCGCCGGAAACGAAGACGACUUCCCCCCCGAAGAUCAUCAGGCCUAUUUCAUCACCAAAGGCGGACUACUCUACGAUAUUCGUAUUUUAUUUUCUGAGGCGCUCGAGUUUGAGGACUUGGCUGAGAUGCAGGGUCAUCUCGAUGAUCUUGCUGAAAUCCGAGAGAUCCUCUUGCAAUACAGCCCCGAACGGCUGGCAAGGUUCGAGAGGCUACUCAAACGCUUCAAACGCGUGUCUUUGCUUCAACAAAUUCUCAAGCUAGUUUGUGACUGCGAUGGCGUGGACGGGCCUCUCAUCGACUGCGUUGUCAGGACUCUGAAAGGGAAAAACUUCCGCGGCGCGCGGAAAGCUACUGAGAGACUCCAGAAAAAUCUCUCCAAGAUAGAGCGGGUCGUCUGCAUCUUCGACCACCUGAAAGAAAACGCUCAAAAGCCAUUCGAAGACGAGCUGUCUGAACUCCCGCAUUGCUCUGAUCUUGAUGCUCUGGCACGUUAUCAGAACGCCUUCCAGUAUUAUGAUACCGAUAACGAUAUCGCGUUCUCGCUGGAGCAGGUGAAGCUCUGCGACUUUCUAAACAGUUUCGCGGUGCUUUCCGACUCGAAAGAUUCCAAGAUUAUCGCCGAAAAAUACGAAGAGCAUCAACAUCUAGUCGCCGAUUGCCUGAUUGCUGCAGCGGCAGAUGAAUCCCUAUUUCGACUCCUCAAAGAGCUAGACGUUUGCUUGUGGUCCAUAACCAGCAAUCUCCUGAGCUCGCUGUUCAGUACGAUGACCAAUGACACGGACAAGUGUUCGCGAACUUACACAGUUCUCCGAAGCAUCUUGAACGAAAUGAGAGCACACGACGAAAGCAUAGAACCGUUCCUGCAUUUGGUCUACGAAGAAAUAUCUACGACCGAAAACGUUCCUGCCGCUAUACUAGCCAGCUACAUGAUGCGCUGCGCCCUGGAUGUCGAACGGCACAGUCUCCUCGACGAAGUCGAAGAACCGCUCGAGUGUAGAAUAUUCAAUGGCCUCUUCAAACAACUUCAAAGCAUUCUCUCGCUUGCGGCUUUGCUUCGAUGUCGCGUUCUAGAUCCCUCAUUGUCUAGCAAUCCUUGCGCGAGGAUGUUCCCAAUAUCACUGAAUGGCCUCAGGAAAUCCGAAGGUCACAUCAGCUACAUCGUUUCGCAGUGGAUCUGUGAACAGCGUCUCACCCACGAGCAUCUGACUAAAGCCCUCAACAACCAACCGACCCUCACGCCGUGUCUGGAACAAUCCCUGGAGACUCCGGAGAUCACUCUGGACGUCGCUCUGCAGCUGCUGUGCGACGUCCGGAUCACGUUCCCGGUUUCGUUGCAGCUGGAGACGCUGUUGGCGAAUUGUUGUUGGAGCUAUCUCUGUCUCUGGGAUAAGAACUACGAGGAAGCCGAACCGCUCGAUUGGUGCCUCGACUACUUACGCGCAAUCAAAGCCUUCAAGCUCAAGGAGGGUCUCUGUCAUAUGAUCUGGAAAUCUCACCUACAAACCCGCGUUAUCUCGUUGGCGAGGAUCGUAGAGCAGACCGGUAGCCUACCCGACGCUCAGCUGAUCCGUCACGUUCAAGUGGGCAAAUUCGUCCUAUUGAACUUCUUGAAUUUUUGUUCGACCAUUCUCGACGUUAUAAUCGAGAGUAUGCUGCCAAGCGAAGACAUAGAAUUGCUGUGCCCCCUGUCGGAAGAGGAAACUUUGGCUCCUGGAUUCUCUGAAGGUGACCCCUCCCUGAUUUCGCGGGCGCUCUCCUUGCCGCAGGCGCUCCGAGAAACGGUUCAUCUCCAUUACAGUCUCGUCACAAUUCUGACCUACUGCGUUCAAUUCAAUCUGGACGAUAUUCAGCCGCUGUCACUUUUCGAUAGUGCUGCUCAGAGCGCUCUCUCAGAGGAUAUCUGCGAAGUGUAUACUCGAUACAACCAGGCGACUUCCGCAAAUGUUGCGCUGUCGAAUCUACGUAGCACAUUCCUGAGACGAUCAAUCGAGGCCUGUGUGCAGGUACUGCCCGAUUCCUUCGAUUCAGCCGAGCUCAAUCAAUGUCAAACCACCGUGUCGCGACUGGUUGACUUGGCCCACUCGUGGGAUAUCGAUCCGGAUGUCGUCAAGAAAGAGUACGUGCUGCAACUCUACUCCGGUGGGCACGAUCAGCUGGCUCAGGAAAUCAUGUGUCAAAUCGGUGAACGCCGCGCUAUGGUGGCUCCGCUGAUGAUAAUUAUCGGCCUGCGGACUCGCUCGGUCCUUGGUCAGAUCGACAAUACAACUUGUGAGAAGCUCGGCGCAGUCUCCACCAAAGUCAAUCGAUGGAUUGCGGAACUUCCCGAGCGGACGCUUAGGUGUACCGACAAGAGCGUCGAUAGCACGAUGAGCUUGGUCCAGCUCGUUCUCAAUCUCGUGCGCGAAGGCGAUGCCGAGGAGAUCCUGUUGAACGAAAUCAUACUCCUCCUCACGAACAUCCAAUACACAAUGAUGUAA
Galendromus occidentalis (western predatory mite) is the source of this 3893-nucleotide messenger RNA. RefSeq names its product Rab3 GTPase activating protein (gene Rab3-GAP). The record is from RefSeq and is a predicted model, not a curated record. Gene Ontology annotation, biological process: regulation of GTPase activity. The transcript has 12 exons. Bases 156 to 3893 code for a protein of 1245 amino acids. NCBI's taxonomy places the organism in Eukaryota, Metazoa, Arthropoda, Arachnida, Mesostigmata, Phytoseiidae. Gene Ontology annotation, molecular function: protein binding.